AUGAGCAGUAACAACCCGUAUGCCGUCAACGGCUAUGGCACUCCCUCGAAUGAGUCCUCUUCAAACCCCUACGGCACUAAUCCAUACGGAGGGACGAACCCCUACGCUGCGCAGAACAACAAUUCAUCAUCAGCCCUAAAUGGCUAUGGCUCAAGGGGAGAUCGCAGCAGGCCAGGUCCUGGUAAUGCGCCGUCCUCAAAUACCAAUCCAUAUGGUCGAGCACCACCUCCUCGACGCGACUCAGAACGCGAUCAGUCGCCUGCAGCCCAUGGUUCGAACAACAUAUACGAAACUCCAUCGCAAAGACCUCGCUCGCCAGGCGUAGGCUAUGCCCAGGCAGGUCCUCCUCCGACGCGAGGAGGUGGUGGUGGUUAUGGGGGACUCGGUACUGUACAACAAGGGCCAGACUAUGGCAGGCAACCGUCAACGAUGGAUUCAAGACCAAGGUCACCACCUGUAGAUAUCUACGACAGAGCUAGACCACCUUCUAGUGCUCGUGGUCCAGAUGAGAGAGCAGUCUCAGAUACAAGAGACAUGCCACCUCCGCACACGGAACGAGAAAGACCAUUCAUGCCCACAAAGCCCUCCACUUCAACCCUUCAGUCAACCGGACGUCCUAAUAAUACCACUCACAAUGCGACUAGGCAAUACUCGACACGUGGAUCUAAUAAGAGCAUGGACGAGAUUCUCAGACAUAUCCAGACACAUUGGAACAUGAUGGAAGGCGAUGAGUGUGUACCCGUCAAGGUUGCGUUGCAAUUGGCCGACCCCUCCUCUCUCGGUCUUGGGAACCAGGAACAAGAUUUUGCCGAUACACAUGUUGAUCUACAGAAAAGUUUGAAAGGUGUAGUGAAUGAGCACUAUGCCGACUUCAACAGCGCAGUUGGUACAUAUCACAAAAUACAGGCCAGCAUAAAAGAAUCCCAAAACAGAGUACGCUAUCUGAAGACUGGUCUCGCAACCGUCAAGGGUGGCAUGUUGACUACCAGACCAGAGUUGAGAGACCUUGCCGAGCAAAGCGGUCAAUUGGACGACUUGCUGUCGACAAUCAAUCAGAUGGAACAGCUUCGAGAAUUGCCUGCAAGACUCGAGGAGAAGAUCAAUGAGAAGAGAUGGAUUGGUGCAGUUGACAUCUUAGGUGAUGCUCUAAUUAGCAGUAGGAAGAGUGGUCUUGAUGAUAUCGGUGCGAUGAGUGAUUUAAAGGGUUAUUUCGCCAGUCAAGAAAGCAGUUUGGUUGAUAUGCUGAUUGAGGAAUUACACGACCAUCUCUAUUUGAAAAGUCCUUACUGCUCAGAACGUUGGAAAGGACGAAAAGUCGGCAAUGUCGAAGUCAACCCCAGAGACUCCUUUGGUGGAAAUGCUUGGGACCGUCCAGUCUACCAUUUCCUCUCUGCUCUUGACACAAAAACCCCUAUGACCGAGGAUGCUAGCAAGAACCCAGAGUCAGACACAUUUUAUUACAUACAGAUGAUUGUCGAAGCCCUCAAUCGCCGUGGAUAUCUGGAAGAACUAGUGACCCGGAUAGAGCAAAGACUACCGGUGGAGUUGUACAAAGUCGUGGAAAGAACAAAUAUCGAGAUUGACGCGAAAUAUCCAGCCCAUCUAAGGACGAUUGACGGCAGACCAAGAACAAGCCCUGUCAUUUUGCGACCGAGUCAAACUGACUCCAAAGUGCUUGCAGAUUUCUUGUGGACCUUGUACGCGAAGUUUGAGGCUAUUGCAGAAGGUCAUAGAGUUCUCCAUGAAGUUGUGCUAGGAAUCGUCAGCCGCGAGCAACUGGCCAAGCCAGAACAAUACGGUGCAAGCUUCAAAGAGUUGUGGAAGCUGUAUCAGGCGGAAAUCCGCUCUCUGCUGCAUGACUAUCUAGCCACGGACGGUGAGUUCGGCGCGUCUGGUACCAAGCACACUAUGGCGGCUGGAGACGUCUUCUCGAAACAGCCACGAGACAGAAACAAGCGGAUGUUCAAAUUGUCAGAAAUGGACCAGAGAGCUUCCGACAUCAAAACCGAGGAAGACGAACUGGAUGAAAUUCUCAAGUCUUCUGUGCCCGGUUUGGUCACAAAGUCUAAGAACAGCAACGUGAACGGCCUUCUAGCAGAUAGAGGAAACAACGACAGUACAGCAACUGGGCAUAAGCUACUAAUCGAGCCGAGCGUCUUCAAUAUGACCAUCCUCCUGUCACCUUCCUUAACCUUCUUACAGCAUCUCAAAGAUAUCGUUCCACAAACUUCAAACAUUCCAAUGAGUACUUUAACCUCUUUCUUGGACGACUUCUUGAUCAACGUCUUUCACCCUCAGCUCGAAGAGGCGGUCACUGAUCUGUGUACAGCGAACAUGCUCGACUUUGAGGCAUUCAUGGAAGAUCCAUCGUGGAGCAAACAUUCGCCACAUCCCAUCUUCAAGGGGACAGUCGGCUUUAUGGCACUGGUGCAUGCCUUUUCGGCCAUGCUCAGCGAGAUACCACAAGAUCAGAUGUUCACACAGUUGAUCAUCACGCAACUUUUCAAAUAUUAUGAUAGAUGCUUCGGCUUCUACAAGAACAUUGUGAGUCGUGUCUCUCAGGGCAAUCAAGCUGGUGGUGCUCAUACCACAAUCCUCAAAGCAGCAGCAGAAUAUGCUGAGGAGGGCGAUAUCAGAGAGACUACGCUCUCACUGUGGAACAACAAGGACAUGGAAAAGGCUGCUAAAUCAGAUCUCAUGAAGAAGGAAGUCCAACUUCUUCUUGCAGCCUCAAAAGCAAAACCCGUCCAAUCCUACGACAUUAUUUCAGAUCGAAAGUCAGUACAUCAACUCUCCCUGGUCUACAACAGCAUGCAGUGGCUUUCAGCCUCUCUGUCACGCAUUCGUCAUACUGAGGCAGGUAAAGGGAAGGCGCAUGCACGCAACACAUCUUUGACAGCCCAGCAUAAUCAACGCAGAUGGACCUUAAUCACUAAGGUAAAUACCGGCAGCUCAACGACAGCGCCGUCCUCAGGUACAUUGCCUGUAUAUAUGCCACUUACAUCAGAAACAGUCGUACCAUUUGACGAGACACUCACGUCCUACAAGAGCCUAGCGAUCAAAGCCCUACUCACACUACACCUCGACAUUCGCUGUGGUAUCGUUCAUCAACUUGCUCGCAGCCUUCGACCAGCGAGCACGAACACCCAGUUGAUCUCGGAUGUCAGCAGUCCUUCGUCUGGAACACCACAGCCAGGGACACGUGACUCUACACCGCCUCCACUCGACAGCGGUCUAUAUCAUUUCGUCCUCCCUGAUCCGCCAUCGUCCGCUUCUCCUCUUAUUCUAGAACUCAACAACGAUCUCAUAGACUUUGAGGCUAGCAUAUCCUGUUAUCUCGGCCACCGCGAGCGCCGCUUCAUUCUUGCAGGUCUUGGUCGUCUCGUCGAUCGCUACCUCGUGGUAGGCGCAGACUUCAUCGGCGUCAUGAACAAGUACGGUGCAGAACGAAUGCGCGUCGACGGCAUGGUAGUGCAACAAGUCUUACGUGGCCUGGGAGUAUCCACCAAGUCCUCCACAGGAACCGAAGGUGAGAUCGGUGCUGUUGGUCUGGGUGUACACGAAUCCGUCAAUGGCGACGCUCCCGACGCCGACGCAGACGACGCACUUCUCACAUCCAGCUCUCAGUAUUACGAGCUAUUCCUCCAAGGACCAGAACAAAUCAUGGCUUAUGUGAGGGAACAUAAACCGAAGAACGACGUAGCGUAUAGCUAUGAUGAGUUGAGGACAUUGAUCGAAUUAUGCUUUAGUGCAAGCUUAAGAGGUGAGGAUAGAGAAGAGAGCCUCAAGGCGAGGAAACAAAUGGGUGAUUUGCUGUUACAAUUGGGAGAGAUUAUGUGGGAUUCUUGA
This is a messenger RNA of Lithohypha guttulata, 3849 nucleotides long. RefSeq names its product exocyst subunit (gene SEC8). Gene Ontology annotation, cellular component: exocyst. Gene Ontology annotation, biological process: exocytosis; Golgi to plasma membrane transport. The transcript has a single exon. The record is from RefSeq and is a predicted model, not a curated record. Bases 1 to 3849 code for a protein of 1282 amino acids. NCBI's taxonomy places the organism in Eukaryota, Fungi, Ascomycota, Eurotiomycetes, Chaetothyriales, Trichomeriaceae.